Messenger RNA from Wallemia ichthyophaga EXF-994, 1662 nucleotides. RefSeq lists its product as uncharacterized. The coding region runs from base 1 to 1662 and encodes 553 amino acids. The transcript has 2 exons. The record is from RefSeq and is a predicted model, not a curated record. NCBI's taxonomy places the organism in Eukaryota, Fungi, Basidiomycota, Wallemiomycetes, Wallemiales, Wallemiaceae.
AUGUCUGCGGGGAAAAUCGAUAUAAAAUUGAACGAAAUUCUCAAGUCUAAUAGGGCUCUUAGUGAUCGAUCUGCGGAAGAUCUCUUUGAUUGGUUCGCCUGCCAGGACCAGUCGGAGCAUGCGAGUGUGCGGCCGGUGGUGUUGACGCUGGCUGAGCGGCAAGCACGGUGCAAGGGACUGACGCUAAAAUCUCUCGUAUGCCUCGCUGGUACAUAUCACCGCACCAACGUAACAGCUUUGAAGCAUCUUGCGCAAUCUACACACUACACGACAUUCGAACUGACGCAAUAUAUCGACAUUCUCCUCACGCCUAAUCCCGCCAGACGCUUUGGUAGAGUGUUAGAUAUGCUGCACUGCUUCUCGAUCAAUUUCCCUGCCAUUCUCGCGAAUUCAGCCUUUGUCUUGUUCAGAUACCUCAAUGGAAUCUAUCUCAAAUUGGAGCGAGGAGACAAGCUGGUUGUAAUGGAUAUUCUCUACAACAUGCUUCAACAGUCUUUGCAUGAUUCAAACACAGCAACGCUGAUAUCAGAAGCCUUCAAUUUCAUACUCGACAGAACACCACCACCGGAGCUAAGUGACAGGCCUUUGAAGAAUGCAUCAAUGAUGUCAGAUUUCGAAACAACUACUGAGAGUAGUACGCUGCUUAUCCCUCUUACUAAUUUCGAUCUGCAGAUCGUCGGUCAAAGAUUAGAAUUGCUCGUGCUGGAUGUCAUGGAUGUGGAUGUAGAUCUGCCUAGCAAGAGUGCAAGUGGGGCUGAAAUAACACCACCAGUGCCAGAUCUCCCACCCAGACCAACCAGAGACCCUCGCAUCGAUGUCGUGUUGGACAUCUUCCCAGACCAGAGUCCAUCUUUCGUCGAGAAGGCGCUCACCUUACCGCAGUACGCCGCUCCAGAGGCUCUCGUAGAGGCGUUGCUUGAGGGUACCGUGCACAUCCCGCAGGACGAGCCUGUCGAACAGCCUAGGGACACGGACGAGGCGGAUGAGCUUGACUUCAGCAGACUGCGCAUCGGUAAAGCCAAGAACUUCGGUCUCACGAUGGACGAUGCAGCGCGCGAGGAGCUCAAAGCAUCCGUCGUGCGCAGGGCGGAAGAGGCGCAGAUCGAGGAGAUAGAAGCCGAAGCUGAAGACCAACUGGAAGAUGAAGAAGAGAUGGCUUUAGCUGUCAGGAGCAGACCGAUGGCAAGUGCUAGUAGCGCAUCGACAGACACAGCUACGCCACAAGUUGAUUACAGCAUUUUGGAGAAGGCCUUCCAGGAAAACGCCGCUGUGUUCGACAAAUCCUCCGUCACCCGCAGAGGGAAGGAGCGCGAAGGCCUGCGUCAAGCUAGUGGACUCGACGAUAGUCAAAUAGAAGGCUGGUAUUCGCAGGUGAUGAGGAAUCCACGCAAGAUUCAAAGAUUGUCGCAGGAGAAGGAUAUCGUAAACAAUAAUUUAGAUGUACCUGUGCAGGAAGGUAGGUCUAGGCAUUCCAGAGGCGGUUCAAGAGGUAGAGGCGCUAGUCGAGGUGGUGCAGGUGGUGGUGCUGGCGGAAGAGGUAGAGCUCCAACGCAAGGUGCUGGUCAUAGUGGCAAUAAUCGUCAGCGCCAGAACAAGGAGAAACAGGGCAAUGCUCAGCGCAAAAAAGGUCACGAUAAGAAGUUCGCUGGUCAAGCUGGGUAG